This is a messenger RNA of Plasmodium yoelii, 939 nucleotides long. RefSeq names its product PIR protein. The transcript has 3 exons. NCBI's taxonomy places the organism in Eukaryota, Apicomplexa, Aconoidasida, Haemosporida, Plasmodiidae. The record is from RefSeq and is a predicted model, not a curated record. Bases 1 to 939 code for a protein of 312 amino acids.
AUGGAUUAUAAGCUGUGUGGAAGGUUUGAUCAUUUAAGGUUAUUUUAUUCCGAUGAAUUAGGAAAAUCUGCAGGUCGUGAUAUUCAUAGUUUAGGGAGUAUUAAUAGUUAUUGCUCUAAUGAAGUUCCAAAAGAUAAAAAUUGCAAUACUGAUAUCGAUAAAAUUAAGGGAGCAUUUUUAUGGUUAUUUGAACAAAGUAUUAUUAUUAAUAUUGAUAGUUUAAGUAAAGAUAAGUCUGGAGCAUUUAUUAUAUACAUUAUGAUAUGGUUAAGUUAUAUGUUAAAAAUAAAGAAUGUUAACACGUUUAAGAAUAUAAAUGAAUUUUAUAAAGAGCAUAUAAAGGAUAAUACACAUUAUACUAAUAACAAAAAAUGUGGUGAUGAUUGUAAUAGUAUAUUAAAAAAUAAACUUGAAUAUAAUAAUUUUAAUGAGUUCAUAGAAGCAAACGAAUAUUUGAUGAAUAUUGAUAUUAAAGAUAUAUCUAACUUUUAUGCUCCAAUUAAAUUAUUGUGUAAAAUGCAUACUGGAUGUAAUGCACAAAAGUCAAAUUGUACGGAAUGUUUACAAAUAGCUAAUGAAUUUGUUGAAACAUAUGAAAAACUUUACAACGAUUAUAAUAAUAAUGAAAAUAAGUCUUAUAGUAAAGUAUUGUCUAUAUUAUCAAAUGAUUAUGAUAAUUUAAAAAAUAAAUGUAACGAUGUUAAUUUUAAGGACAUUUCAUCCCUUCGAGCGAUAAAAACAAAAGAAAAUGGUGUGCAAAGUUCUGAACAUAGUUCUGAAGUUACAUCAUCAAGUUCAUCGGUAACAAACAAAUUGUUUAUAGUUUUAUCGAUAUUUGGUGCAAUAGCAUUUUUUUUAGGAAUUGCUUAUAAGUAUUCGUUAUUUGGAUUUCGGAAACGAACCCAAAAACAACAUUUAAGAAAAAAUCUAAAAAAAUAA